Messenger RNA from Ilex paraguariensis (yerba mate), 3172 nucleotides. NCBI's taxonomy places the organism in Eukaryota, Viridiplantae, Streptophyta, Magnoliopsida, Aquifoliales, Aquifoliaceae. The record is from the annotation of a GenBank genome assembly.
CCUGUCCUCCACCACCCCCUUCCCCACGCCCACCUCCCCACGCCCACCUAUCUCCUGUGUGUACUUGUAGUUUCCCAGUCUACAGUCCUACAGUGUUUGUUGGCUAACAACCUAGUAGCCCCCAUGCUUCUGUUGACUUGAUGUUACGCCAAGUCUUCUUGAGAAUCUGCUCUCUAUCCAUCCAGUCAACUAUUCAAAGCAUUUUGGGUCAUGGCAUUUUUCUAUACUCCUGAAGUCACACUUGAGCUCAUCUUCUGUGGGUUUUUCAGUAUUAAAGCUCUAUAAGAUUGAGAAAAUUUUGCCCCCUCCUUUGAGCUAUUCAUGAAGCAAAACUGCUUUCUGGGUACCGCAGCAAAACUCUGUUUAGACUGUCUUUGAGUUCCACGCGUCAUUCUGUAUUGAGUAAAAUUCCUAAAGAAAGAGAAUAAUUAUCAAGUAUACAACUAUUUGUACAAAGCUAUGGGGGAAGAUGAUAUUUAUGCCAAAGAUGGUACUGUAGAUUACUGCAACAAUCCGGCCAAGAAGAAUGAAACUGGAACCUGGAAGGCCUGUCCUUUUAUCCUUGGAAAUGAAUGCUGUGAAAGAUUGGCAUACUACGGGAUGAGUUCCAAUCUGGUGCUUUAUUUCAAGCAUCAACUCAACCAACACAGUGCCACGGCAUCUAAUAAUGUCUCAAAUUGGUCUGGAACAUGCUAUAUCACACCAUUGAUUGGAGCUUUUCUGGCUGAUGCCUAUCUUGGAAGAUAUUGGACAAUUGCCUGCUUCUCAAUCAUAUAUGUCAUAGUAAGUUUAUUGGUUGAAUUGCAUAUACUUUAGAAUCUAGUCAAGGAACUUAUCCAUGGGUGGGAUACAUGAUUGUAAGGCACAGGAAAGCACAUCAUAUAUGCAUGUUUUCACUCAAUAUACAAUAAGCACAUAAAUUUACUUUUAAGCACAUAUCACACAGAGGAACACACAAAUACCUAUCACAAAUAGGCACAUUUCUUGAAUUCUGGCAUUACCUUGCUCUAAAUAAAUGUUCAAUUAAUCAGGCUCAUUGUAGAUGGAUUUUGAAUAUAUUGAGGUGUUUUUUACAUCCUCCUACAGGCAAAAUACACAGAAAGAUUUGAUUAAAAUUUAGAUAUAUACCCAAAGCAUGAAUUUUAGAUUUCUGUCUGAUCUAUCAAUCUGUCUAAUCAUGUUCAUGAUUCAAACAAUGUCACACUAGUAACACCUGCAAAAGAUACAAAGCGGCCUUCGACCGUAAAAUGCCUCGUUUGAUUGUGAGAGCUAGACCCACAGGAUAAGCAUGCAAGAAUUGGGACCUAAGCCUUCUUUUUAUAGAGUUACCUUACUUGAGCCUUAAUCCAAAAUGGAGUCUGCCUUAAUGUGUGCUAAAGCGCACCUUAUUCCGUAGCCAGCGAUCACUAGGUGUUUUUCGGGAUUGUCUGGUAUGCAAAUGCUGAUGAGGAAUCAUCUAAUCUGAUUUUUCACAAGCCACAGACAAAGUUGACUACACAGGUCCAAAUUAUGUAAGAUACUUAACAUCAGUAUUUAUCUACCUUAUGCUUAUGCUGAAUGCUGUAAGUUCUGUUUAUAUAAGUCAAGCAUCAUGCUGAUGCAGGGGAUGACACUGUUGACGCUGUCAGCAUCAAUCCCGGGCCUAAAGCCGACCUGCUAUGAAAAGGAUAAGUGCAACCCAACACAAACUCAAAGUGCAGUUUGCUUUCUUGCACUUUACCUGAUAGCAUUGGGGACCGGAGGGAUUAAGCCUUGUGUGUCAUCCUAUGGAGCAGACCAGUUUGAUGAUGCUGAUGAGGUUGAGAAAAAGCACAAGAGUUCUUUCUUCAAUUGGUUCUAUUUUUCAAUCAAUGUUGGUGCUCUAAUUGCUGCUUCCGUGCUUGUUUGGAUACAAGAUAAUGUGGGUUGGGGAUGGGGAUUUGGUAUUCCAGCUGUGGCCAUGGCAAUUGCAGUGGUUAGUUUCUUUUCAGGUACUCGGCUGUAUCGCUACCAGAAACCUGGAGGCAGCCCUCUGACGCGCAUCUGUCAAGUAAUGGUGGCCUCCUUCAGGAAAUAUAAAGUUGAAGUGCCUACUGACAAGUCUCUUUUGUACGAGACUCCUGAUGCAGAGUCUGCAAUUCAAGGAAGCCGUAAGCUUGAUCAUACCAAAGAACUAAGUUUCUUUGACAAGGCGGCUGUAGACACACAAUCAGACCAUAUGAAGGACUCAGUAGACCCAUGGAGACUUUGCACAGUGACCCAAGUCGAAGAACUGAAAGCCAUCAUACGACUGCUUCCUAUUUGGGCCACAGGCAUCGUCUUUUCUACUGUGUAUGGUCAAAUGGGCACCCUAUUCGUGUUGCAAGGCGCCACCAUGAAUCCGCAUGUAGGAAACUCCAGCUUUAAGAUCCCUCCAGCAUCACUUGGCAUUUUUGACACCCUAAGUGUCAUAUUCUGGGUUCCAGUUUAUGAUCAACUCAUCGUCCCAGCUGCCCGAAAACUCACAGGUCACAAAAAUGGUCUCACUCAACUCCAGAGAAUGGGCAUUGGCCUUGUCAUAUCCAUCCUUGCCAUGGUUUCUGCAGCAUUUUUGGAACUUGUUAGACUUAAAUUCGUGAGGAGGCACAACUACUAUGACCUCAAGGAGAUACCCAUGUCGAUUUUUUGGCAGGUUCCUCAGUAUUUCAUCAUAGGGUGUGCAGAGGUUUUCACAUUCGUUGGACAAUUGGAGUUCUUCUACGAGCAAGCGCCUGAUGCAAUGAGAAGUUUGUGCUCUGCUCUCUCUCUCACCACAGUUGCACUCGGGCAGUACUUGAGCUCCCUACUGGUGACAAUAGUUACAAAAAUUAGCACCAGGGAUGGAAAGCUUGGGUGGAUUCCAGACAAUUUGAACUAUGGCCACGUCCAUUACUUCUUCUGGCUUUUGGCUGUGCUGAGUGUGCUCAACUUCGGAGUUUAUCUUUUGGUGGCAAAGUGGUACACAUACAAAAGGCCUGUGGGUACUCUUCGCUGACGGCUAUAGGGAAUGUCAAUAUAUAAAUGGUUUUCGUGGAUGUUUACAAUCUUGGUUUAAGGUGUAUAAACAUUGCAGUUGGCAUAUUAUUGUUGUAUGACUGUUUGCAAACAAUGUAAUUGGAGUCUGCUGAAAAAACAAUAUACUUUUGGAAACAAAAAGUUAGUUAUACUGUUACUU